AUGGUUUUCGAUACUUCCUCACCACCGGCUAGCUCAUCUUCAAACGAUCGAGUUGUAUCAUACGAUCGUAUGUUCAAUUCAUCACUUUCUUCAACCAUCGAACUUCCAUUGUCCGAUGAACGUGAAAUAUCACAAAUUGAAGAAGCAAAUAAACAUCAUCAACCAUCAAAAUGGAAGAUGAUGUCAAAACGACGGCCAAGUUGUGCAAAUGAUAUGUAUGCAACAGCUAGUCGUUAUCAUCGAUUAAAACCGACUACAACAAUAAAUCAAUUAGCAACAUCCGAAGAAACUUUAACAUCUAAUUCACAAUUUUAUUCAUCUUAUGAUAAAUGUCAUAAUAAAUUUUCUAAUGAUAAUACAAAAUAUUUUACAAAUCAAUCCGGAUUAAUAACAACACGUCGUUCAACAACUGAUUGUAAUGAUUUAACCAAUAUUAAUCGACGACCAUUAGAACAAAAAAAUAAUACAUUAUUAACAAUUGUCGAUGAAGAAUCAAGAGAUUCUAUUUGGCCAUCUUCAAAUAAUCAUCAUUUAUUAGUGCCUGUUUCAGGAUCUUCUCAUGCUCCUGAAUCAUCAUCUUCUUUAUCUAUGUUUUAUUCUGAUUCAUCGAGAACUCCAUGUUCAUCAAUAUCGUCUUUCAAUUCACGUUCGAACAGUAAUGAUCAUAAUACAUCACCAUCAUCAUCUCAAUAUUCAUCGUCAAUUUCAUAUUAUCAUAAUAUAUCUGAAACACCACAAAAUCUUUCAUCGGGUUAUGAAUCAAAUAUUCCAACAUCAGAUUCAUCAAUAAAUUCAAUAUCUGAUCAUUUAUUUCUUUCAUCACCAGAUUCUAUCAUUAUGCCUCCACCUCCAGUUCCAUCUCCAAAACUUCCAAUAAAUUCUGAUCGUAAUCUUGUUGAACAAUUUAUUGAUUUACAUCUUCAAAAACAAACAUCAUUUGAUCAAGAAAUUGUUUAUUCUCCUCCAUCUUCAUUUAGUUCAACAUCAAGUUCAUUUUUAUCUCAAGCACCCAUAUCAACAAUAAAUUCUCCUAUUUGUUGCCGUAAAUGUGUUAAUAAUGAUGAUAAAAAUCAAUUAUCAAGUGAUACAGAAGAUGAUUCACAAUCAACAACAAUCACAACUAAUUUAGUACCUUCACAACAACAAAAUAAACGACCUCGAAGUUUACCUAUUGCUAUACAACAACCGAAAGGUGUAACAAUUGAUAAUAAUAAUAAAAAUAGUCAUAAUCAUGACGACGAUGAUGAUGAUGACGAUGAAUCUGAUAAUAGUCUACAUAAUUCAUUACCUUGUCAUUGUUCAAUAGUUUCAUCUCGAAAGAAACGUUUUCGUACAUCUGAAUUUAAUCAUCAACCCAUAUUAAAUCCAGCUACAUCAGCAAAUGGAUUAUUUUCCGAAAAUACUUUAAUUACAACAACAGCUGAUAAAUUACAUAUUGAUUUAAAAGAUAUCGAUGAUCAAUCGACUAAUGAACAAUCAACAAUGAAACAACAAAAAAAUUCUUUAGAACAUUUUAUUAUGAGUCCAACAGAUAAAGUUAAAGUACAAAUGAAAUAUCCAUCAUUAAAUAAUGAUAAAGAAAGUGAUGUAAGAAGUAAUGAAUUAAAAAUAUCUCAACCUGAAGAUAUCGAUUUUAAACGAUCGAAACAAAAAGCAAUUCGUGUACUUUAUCAAAAUCGACUUAAUCUAAACAGUAUUCAAUCUCCGGUGCCACGUCAAAAUAAAAAUAUACUUCCAACGAGAACAGCAGCAACUCAUUGUGAUUCUCCUUUAGCUAAACGAACUGUUAAUCCACGUCUAUUUCGAAAUGUCCUUUCAUGUAGUGUAUUUGAAGCUGAUGAUGAACAUGAAGUAGUUUCAUCGACAACUAUUGCUAAUCAAGCCGGUGUUAAUGGGACACGUGAAAAGUCUCAUAUUGAAUCAUUCAAUUGUUUACGUAGCAAUUUUACCGAAUCAUUAUUACAUGGAAAAAUUCUUCCUUGUGGUAUACUUGAUGGGUUUACAGUUAAAUUAGGUGCAAGUGGACUUUUUAUGCCCAAACAAGUUGUUUUACCUGUGACGACAUUUUGGUUUAAUGUAUCUGAACAUCAAGCAGCAUCGCCUUAUCUCGGUUAUAUUAAUUUACAAUGCUUACCAAAACGUGGCUAUCAUACUCCAACAAAAGGCACAAUAACAUUAGCCUUAUUAAAUCCAAAUGGAACAGCUGUUCAUUUAUUUUUAAUAUUAUAUGAUUUAAGUGAUAUGCCACCUGAUCAUCGAACAUUUAUUCGUCAACGAAUUGUUGUCAUGCCAGAGAAUACUGAUGAUAAUAUAAAAAAUAAACAAUCAUCAUCAUCAAAAGGAAAUCUCAGAUAUUUAGCUCAUAUUCGUUUUGUAACAUCACAAACGGGCAAACUUUAUAUGCAUUCCGAUAUACGAUUAAUAUUUGCACGUAAUAAACUUGAUUAUGAUGAGCGAACAGCAGGCGGCAAAGCACAACUAGUGACAUUAACAGAUACACCAACGCCAAAAUAUUGGUCACGAAAAUAG
Messenger RNA from Adineta steineri, 2529 nucleotides. The record is from the annotation of a GenBank genome assembly. NCBI's taxonomy places the organism in Eukaryota, Metazoa, Rotifera, Eurotatoria, Adinetida, Adinetidae.